Molecule: messenger RNA, 4596 nt
Organism: Sebastes umbrosus (honeycomb rockfish)
Lineage: Eukaryota; Metazoa; Chordata; Actinopteri; Perciformes; Sebastidae
Gene: grm2b
Product: glutamate receptor, metabotropic 2b
Exons: 6
Coding region: 1317-3995 (892 amino acids)
Biological process (GO): G protein-coupled glutamate receptor signaling pathway; regulation of synaptic transmission, glutamatergic
Cellular component (GO): membrane
Molecular function (GO): group II metabotropic glutamate receptor activity
Source: RefSeq, a predicted model, not a curated record
GCACGAUAUGGGACCUUUAAAACAACUAUUUUUAAAUGCCAGUUCGUUGAAAUCAAUAUAUUGACAGGUUGGGAUAGACGUUAUAACAUCGUAGGAAACAAAAAUAUAAACAAAACAGUAAGAUAAUAAUUGGAUGGAUUAGGAUAAUAAAUGAGCCAAAACAAAUAACACCCACCCCUCCCACAGGAGAGUUGUACAAAAGGGGAGACGGGAUUUAUAGUAUUAGCCUAUAGAGACCACAGAAGAAGAAAUGAAGGAGUUGGGGCUCUGAACUUAUCAUAUUCUGGAGUUUGGAGAGUCAAAAUGAACUGAGAUCAAUUUUGUGUAAUUAUAAAAAAAAAAAGACAGAGAGCAAAAUAGAUAUAGGGUACAUAAUGACCCUGUUACAUUUGCAGUGCCAUGUUUUGUCUAUUUGGAAAGAUGUUGACUUUUUCCUAAGGAGGGGGUGUUUUAUCAUUAAAAGUUAGAUUGACACAACAUCUGUCCCACAAUGCAAUUGUGAGAAGUUGGAAAUUUGUGAUUUUGAUGAAUGCACUUUCGUUUUUAUUAUUUACUCCUGCACACUAGACAACAAUACCCAUUCCUUCUAGUUGAGUAGUUCCAGUGUGGAUGCUGUAGCAGUGAGGAGGUCUGUGUGAGAGGAGGAGAGCAGAGCGUCGACUCGUUCCUCUUCACUGUAGCUGUGGAGCUGCACAGAGAGGUACCACUCCUCAGCUGCUCCUGUCUUCAACUUGAUCUGAUCCACUUCACAGAAGACAAAACGACUAAAUGCAAUGCAAAUCAAAGUGUAAUCACACAUUUAUCUAGAUCCACUUGCCUCUUUCUUUCGGUCCAGCAGCUGGGUGGUGGCUGUAUGUGGAAGAAUCCAUCGCGCAUCAUCAUGCGUGAGUACUGGAUCGGUGGGUUGCGCUGCUGCUGCUGCUCCUCUUCCUCCUCUUCCUCUGGUCUGUAGGCUCGCUGCUGGCCACUCGGUGGUGAAACUGGGAGACACAAGAAGUUGGAGAGCACCGAGAGGAGUUUUGUCAGACUUGCCAAUGUGAACGACACUUCAGUACCAAGGACAGAUCCAAAAACCGCUGGCUGGCAAACAUGCUCAAAGUGAACAACAUCUGGACUCUGCUCGCCACAUGAAGACGCGCUGCACGCUGCCUGUGUGGAGAAGAGACCAGCAGAUACACAUCUAUAGUGCUACAACCAGGAAAUAUCAAACAUGCUGCCCCCACUGAGAGAAGACUUGAAAGCGAUCCGCCUCCAGACUCUGUGAACCUCUGCUCGUCUCUACUUCAGCCAGCUCAACGCUGCUACCUGAUCCUGCCAUGCUGAGUGUAGCGCUCUGCCCCCGGUCGUUGGCCACUUCUGCCCGUUAUUGGCCUCUCCACAUGCUGCUGCUGGACCUGCUGAUACCAGGGGUCCUGCCCAACAUCUCCAGAUUACCGCCCCCGGCCAAACGCGAGAUCAUCAUGGACGGGGACUUGGUGAUCGGAGGCCUGUUCCCGGUGCACCAGAAAGGCGACGGGACGGAGGACUGCGGUAAGAUCAACGAGGAGAGGGGGAUCCAGCGGCUGGAAGCCAUGCUGCUGGCACUCGAUGAGAUUAACGCCAGCGAUCGCGUCCUCCCCGGACUCCAGCUGGGGGCCCACAUCCUGGACACCUGCUCCAAGGACACAUAUGCUCUGGAGCAGUCUCUCGAUUUCGUCAGGGCCUCCCUCACCAAGGUGCACGAUCCAGGCUUCAUCUGCCCAGACGGCUCCAGACCCGUCCAAAACGAGGUCCCGCUGGCCAUCUCUGGGGUCAUUGGAGGCUCCUACAGUGACGUUUCCAUUCAGGUGGCCAACCUCCUGCGAUUGUUCCAGAUCCCUCAGAUCAGCUACGCCUCCACCAGUUCAAAGCUCAGCGAUAAGACCCGCUAUGACUACUUUGCCCGCACUGUACCCCCUGACUUCUACCAGGCCAAGGCCAUAGCAGAGAUCCUGCGCUUCUUCAACUGGACCUACGUGUCAACAGUAGCGUCAGAGGGCGACUACGGCGAGACCGGCAUCGAUGCCUUCCAGCAGGAGGCCCGCACUCGCCAAAUCUGCAUCGCCACCUCAGCCAAGGUGAGCCGCUCCAUGAACCGCCAGGGCUAUGACAACGUGAUCCGCGCUCUGCAGCAGAAGUCCAACGCCAAGGUGGUCAUCCUGUUCACGCGAAGUGAAGACGCCCGCGAGCUGCUGGUGUCCGCCGCUCGCAUGAACAGCACCUUUACCUGGGUAGCCAGCGACGGAUGGGGAGCGCAGGAGAGCGUGGUGAGGGGCAGCGAGAUGGCAGCAGACAGGGCUUUCACCAUCGAGCUGGCCUCCUACCCAAUCAGAGAGUUUGAAGACUACUUCACCAAGCUGAACCCGUACACCAACACGAGGAACCCGUGGUUCAAAGAGUUCUGGGAGCACCGCUUUGGCUGCAGCCUCCAGGAGCCCGGCUGCAGUGAACACAGCCUACGAGAUGGAACUUUUGAGCAGGAGUCCAAGAUCAUGUUUGUCGUAAACGCGGUCUACGCCAUGGCCUACGCUCUGCACAACAUGAGGCAAGCCGUAUGCUCCAACGCAUCCAAGGUGUGUGAUGCUAUGAAACCAGGUAACGGCAAAAGGUUCUACAAGGAAUUCAUCUUGAAGACCAAGUUUGAGGCUCCGUUCAGACCCGUCGACACACAGAACAUGGUGCGCUUUGACGCUUUUGGCGACAGCAUCAGCCGCUACAACAUCUUUCAUUACCACCAAGAAGAGGGGAAGUUCGUCUACAGGAAGGUUGGCUACUGGGACCAGAUCCUGACCCUGAACACCAGCCUGGUGCCAUGGCGUGACAUUGUCCCGCCCACCUCCCAGUGCAGUGACCCCUGCAGGAAGAACGAGGUGAAGAGCAUGCAGCCUGGAGACGUGUGCUGCUGGAUCUGCAUCCCCUGUCAGCCCUACCAGUACCUGAUUGAUGAGUUCACCUGUGCUGACUGUACCUUCGGUCGGUGGCCUCUGGAUAACCUGAGUGGCUGCUACGAUCUGCCUGAAGAGUACAUCCGGUGGGAGGAUGCCUGGGCCAUCGGGCCCGUCACCAUCUCCUGCCUUGGUAUAGGGUGCACUCUGUCAGUAGUGGGCCUGUUCUUCAAGCACAACGACACGCCCGUGGUUAAAGCAAGUGGACGUGAACUCUCUUACAUCCUCUUGGUGGGAGUGCUGAUGUGCUACCUCAUGACCUUCAUCUACAUCGCCAAACCUUCCACUGCUGUUUGCACCCUACGCCGACUAGGCCUGGGCACCUCGUUCGCAGUGUGUUACUCAGCUCUCCUAACCAAGACCAACCGCAUCGCUCGCAUCUUCAGCGGGGUGAAGGACGGAGCCCAGCGGCCACGCCUCAUAAGCCCCGCCUCCCAAGUAGCGAUCUGCGGCGUCCUCAUCUCCUGCCAGCUGCUGGUGGCCGUGAUCUGGCUGCUCGUGGAGGUGCCAGGGGUUCGGAAGGAGGUGGGCCCGGAGAGGAGAGACGUGGUCACCCUCAAGUGCAGCAGCAGGGACUCCAGCAUGCUCAUGUCACUCACCUACAACUGCGUCCUCAUCAUCCUCUGCACCGUCUACGCGUUCAAGACGCGGAAGUGCCCCGAAAACUUCAACGAGGCCAAGUUCAUCGGAUUCACCAUGUACACCACCUGCAUCAUCUGGCUCGCUUUCCAGCCCAUCUUCUACGUCACUGCCAGCGACUACAGGGUGCAGACCACCACCAUGUGCAUCUCCGUCAGUCUGAGCGGUUCGGUGGUCCUCGGCUGCCUCUUCGCCCCCAAAGUUCACAUCAUCCUGUUUCAGCCCCAGAAAAACGUGGCCUCGCUGAGAGUCACGGCCAACCGCUUCAGCGCCACAGUGUCCGCUUCUGCCUCCGCUCCCAGCUCCAGCUACUCUAAAGGAUCAGCCUCUAACUACGUACCGGCGGUUUGUAACGGCCGUGAGGUGGUGGACUCUACAACGUCCUCUUUGUGAAAACAGGGUUCCUCUCUAAGCACAAGAGACCAUCCCAUCAUCCCUCAUCCGUCCAUCAGAUGGGGCUGUAUACGACAGACCCCCUGUGCCAUUCAACAUGCUGCAGAGAGAUAACUCUGUCUGGGUAGACUGACUGACAGUGGCGAGGGUAUAACUCUUAACUGUGAAAGCUAAAUGACGUUCCUACAGCGAGCAGUAUGUAUCAAUUGUAAAGCCUUUUUGUAUAGAUUUAAUAUGCUGUGAUCUCCUCGGUUUACAGGUAGAUGUGAUUAAAUGCACCGUGCCUUGUCCUAAAGAGUCUUGUUGUCAAAUGGGUGGUUGUGAAGCAAUAGUGUUAUACUAAACAAAAGGCUGUUCUUAUCUUGUCCUUACAGUGCUGUGAAUAUAUCCAAAUGUUGUAGACAUCGACGAAAAAAAAUAAAUGCUAUGAAUUCAAUUUAGCCCUUCUGUUCUACAAAAUAUGUGACUAACCUUUGUGAACGUGAUGAAAAGUAGGCAACUAGACAAUAUACAGGACGUGUGUUAUUAAUGUAGAACAGUGUGUGCUUUCCUGUAAUUUAUGUAAAUAAAAUGUUUUUUUAAUAUUAAAAGAUUAAAUGUG